This is a messenger RNA of Phasianus colchicus (ring-necked pheasant), 6293 nucleotides long. The record is from RefSeq and is a predicted model, not a curated record. Lineage: Eukaryota; Metazoa; Chordata; Aves; Galliformes; Phasianidae.
AUGUGACAGGGGGUUGGAGCUUCAUCAUCCUUGAGGUCCCUUCCAACCCUGGCCAUUCUGUGAUUCUGUAACGUAAGGGGCAGUGAGCCCUGCGGGGCUUUCAGACCUCGUCAUGAUGUGAAAUGGGAUGAUGGUGCUUCUCUCUGGUGAUGGGUCCAGGCGGCACAGAGCAGUGGUGGAACAGAGCUGCCACAGUUUGUUCUUAAGGGCUGAGAGAAGGGAUGUGUGCCUGUGUAAAGGCCUGGGGAGGGUGGGCUCAGGGUUGGUGCUGCAGGGACUCAGUGCUGUGUGUCUAUCAUCUCUUUGGUCAGGGCUGCUGCCGUGUGAGUGCUGCUGUGCUUUGCUUCUGGGAGUGCACACAGGGUGUAUUUCAGGGCAGGGCUUGUUUCUCUUGUGAAGCUGAUUAAAGAGUGUAAGCACGGAGGCACGUCAAGAAUAGCACAGCUUAUUUCUUCUAAUGCAGAAGUGUGAGUCACAACGGGGCAUUUAGCAUAUAGAAGCGAUUAGUGCCUGCAGUGCCUGCAGCUGCUGGUUGCCCUCUGCCACUGAGGGCAGGUGGAGCUUCAGCAUCACUGCUUUGGGGGCAGAGUGCAGCUCUGUUUUGCUGGGACCCGUGUUGGCUGUGGUGCUCACAGCCCCGUGGUGCUGGGCUCAGAGCAGCAGCAGUGAUGGCCGGCCCUGUAGGGGCUGUAGGAACGUUGCCCUUCUGUGCAGCUGCUGCCCAAAGCACGGGGCGACUGAAUGGUGAGAGAUCUGCCUGAUAAGCAGAGCUGGCACAAAGCAAACCUGUGAUUUCUCCUGCUGUGUGAAGGCUGCUUACUCCUCUGCAAGCAGAACUUUCUGUUCCCAGCAAACUGGAAAACUGCUGUGCCGUAAACAAGACAGAACUUGUAUUUGUGCAUGAUUCUCCAGAGGCACCGCUAUGCAAAUGGCUUGUGAAGUAGCAAAGGCUCCAGAAAAAUCAGAGUUCAGCUGAAUGGUGCGGCUGCUGGGAUUGUGAGGGUUAAACCCUCCCACUGACCUCUGCUGUGGGGUUGGAGGUCUGAGUGGCUCCUUUGGCCCACGGUGUUUUCUGACCCACCUGCAGAGCAUGAGGCUGUCAGCACGAGGAGUAUUUCCAUCAGGGAUGAGGGUUUAGUAGGAGAAAUGAGUGUUGUUGUUUGCUAAUAAAGUAAUAUAACAUAGAGGUGUAGUAGGGGCCAGUGUAAGUGUAUUGGCAGAGAUAUAGAAUAGGUCAAAACCAGCUUUCUGUGCAUGGAGUUCAGGUGUCAGAUCCUCAUUCUUGCAUGAGCACUGAAGUUAUAUUCAAUAAAUGAUGGCAGUAUUGAAGGAACAGUAAUUAAAUGCAUGCUUUCUGUGGCAUUGAUUUUUAUUUUGUUUUAUUUUUUUUCCUUUGGGCCUGUUCCAUUAGCAGUGCAUAAUGGCAUUCCUCCGACAUGUACUGCAACGUUAACCUGACCAUUGGCUUUGUGGAUGUGGACCAAGUUGGGCUGCAUUCAUCACUGCCUUCAGCCUCAGUGCUGUUUGCAGCUGUGGGAUCCAGAUGUGCAACCCACAGUAGCACUGCUUCUAAAUAUCCCUGCUCUCCCAUUAAGUAGCUCCUGGUGAAGGUUGUGCUGUUGCAUUGGCCCUUAGGCUCUGCCUGCACCAUCUGGGUGUGCAUAUGUUCGUGACCCUUUGGGAAGAGGUGAAAAAUGAAUCUUCUGCAACUGGUCUUUGGAGCCGAGGAGGGCAGAGCAUUUGUGUUGUGUGUGCUGUGCUUUCCCACAGGGAAGCUGCAGGCUGGAAAACUGGGAGCUGAAGUUCAAUAGAGAUGAUGGGUUGCAACUUCGUGUGCGAGGUGUUUCUGUGGGUAUUGAAAUGGGUAUUUUGCCUUCUGUUUUUCAGGUUUUCAGGAUGAAUCUGGAAAAACUCAGCAAACCAGAACUACUGACGCUGUUUAGCAUUUUGGAGGGAGAGUUAGAAGCAAGGGAUCUUGUCAUCGAAGCCUUAAAGGCCCAGCACAGAGACACCUUCAUUGAAGAACGCUAUGGAAAGUACAACAUCAGUGAUCCUUUAAUGGCUUUGCAGAGAGAUUUUGAGGCUCUGAAGGAGGCGAAUCAUGGUGAAAAGCAGCCAGUAUGCACCAAUCCCUUAUCCAUCCUGAAGGUGGUGAUGAAACAUUGCAAGAAUAUGCAGGAAAGAAUGUUAUCCCAACUAGCUGCUGCAGAAAGCAGGCACAGAAAGGUGAUCCUGGACCUGGAGGAGGAGAGGCAGAGGCAUGCCCAGGACACAGCAGAGGGAGAUGAUGUCACCUACAUGCUGGAGAAGGAGCGGGAGAGGCUCACCCAGCAGCUGGAGUUUGAAAAAUCCCAGGUGAAGAAGUUUGAGAAAGAACAGAAGAAGCUCUCGAGUCAGCUGGAGGAGGAGAGGGCACGCCACAAGCAGCUGUCCUCCAUGCUUGUCGUAGAGUGCAAGAAAGCCACUGCCAAAGCAGCAGAAGAGAGUCAGAAGACGGCAGAACUGAGCUUGAAAUUGGAAAAAGAGAAGAGUAAGGUGAGUAAGCUGGAGGAGGAGCUGGCAUCCAAGAGGAAGCGGGGCUUACAGAUGGAAGCACAAGUAGAAAAGCAACUCUCGGAGUUCGACAUUGAAAGAGAACAGCUGAAAGCCAAGCUGAACAGAGAGGAGAACCGUACAAAAGCACUGAAAGAAGAAGUGGAAUCUUUGAAGAAAGCCCUGAAAGAGCUGGAGGCUGCUUGCCAGGAGCACGGUCCUACUGAGCCUUCGCAGCCAAGUCUCUCUGUGACGUCCAGAGGCAUUGCUACUGACAGCCCUGCCAUCAAGUCUGUGUCAUGCCAGACAGAGUUUCCACAAGCAGACCGAGCAAAUCCUGCUGGUGCGAGCAAAGCUGUGCACACUGCAUUUCCCAGCCCUCCUACACCUACUCAUUCCUAUGCGAAAUCCAAUGGUCACUGUGAUACAGACACGCAAGCAGGUGGUGAGCAGCUGCAGACAAAUGCUGCGGAGAGCCAAGUGCAGAAGGAGAAACUCACCCAUGCAGCACCAGAAAACACAGUUGAGAAUGGAAGUUCUCCCAUAAGAACAGAGUCACCAGUGCACCUGCUGUCCCAGCUCCCUUCCAGCGGGGCAUCCCUGUCUCCCAGCAGCACGGCUGCCUCCUCCCUCACACCUUCUCCCUGCUCCUCACCCGUUCUGAGCAAACGCUUGGUGGGAGCUCCUGCAGGCAGCCCUGGUUACCAAUCCUCCUACCAGGUGGGGAUCAAUCAGCGUUUCCACGCAGCUCGGCACAAGUUUCAGUCUCAAGCUGAACAGGACCAUCAGUGCAGCGGGCUGCAGAGCCCACCAGCGAGGGAUCUGUCUCCUACUCUAGCAGAUAACUCUGCUGCCAAGCAGUUAGCACGCAACACGGUCACUCAGGUCCUGUCCAGAUUUACCAGCCAGCAGGGUCCGAUUAAGCCCGUCUCCCCUAACAGCUCACCUUUUGGCACAGACUAUCGAAAUCUGGCAAAUGCUGUGAGCCCUAAAAGUGAAUCUGGUCAUUCUCCGAGCCCUGGCAAGGUUUCCAGCCCGCUCAGCCCGUUGUCUCCUGGGAUUAAGUCACCAACCAUCCCUCGAGUGGAAAGAGGGAACCCUCCACCCAUUCCUCCAAAGAAACCUGGCCUGGCUCAGUCUCCUGCUGCUCCAGCUCCGCUCACCAAAGCCUCUUCUCAGUCAUCCUCCCUGGGUGCCCCCAUGGACGUGGCAAGCAGUUGCUCCAAUAAUGCCGUGGUGUCCAAUGGCAAAGACAUUGAGAUCCUCCUGCCAACCAGCAGCUAGUCUCCAGCAAAUGUGAAUGUGACAUUCCGUGGCUUAGCUGGAGCUGAGGCACUGUUUUUUUCCACUCCGUGUUAUUUAUUUCCAUAGUAGCAGAAUCUGUCUGUAUAAAGCAUUUAGUAUAUUUUGUUUUUUUCUUUUUUAAUAGGUAGGAAAAUAUUUUUGUUUAUGAAGAAACCUUAACUACAGCUAUAUACAGCAGCCUCAAAAUGUCUCAUGGCAACAGUCAAAUCAAUAACAAGAACCCUGCACUGGAUCUUACCUAUCAAGCUAAAGUGGGACUGAAACGCUACUUAGAAACUAAGCAGAAAUAACUUCUGCAGACUUUUUACUCCAGAUGAACAUUUUAUAUAUAUAUAAAAAAAAAAAAAAAAGUGCCUGAACUUAAGCCUGCAUUCCAAUAUGAAUGUGAUCCUUUGGAAAAGGUGAGGAUGGGGACCAUCUAGCUGCAGGAUCAGAUCCUUCUGUGAGUCGUGAAUGUUUAGGACGACACUGUUUUUGAUUCUUUCCAUUUGCUGCAGUUAAGUGAGCAAAUGUCUUGUGGGAUUCUGUAAGGUGAGCACCAAGCUGCUACGGCAGCCACAGCCACACUGCAUCCCUCAGGAUGGGUUUUGGGAAGCAAUAUGAGUUUCCUGGGGUAGAACUGAGCAAUACAACCUUUCCUUUCUGGAUGUGAGGGCAGUGAGGUGCUGGAACACAGAACUGUGGGUGCCCCCAUCCCUGGAGGUCGGGUUGGCUGCCCUAUUUAUGUGCUGGGGGGGCACCCAGGGUAGGGGUUGGCACCAGGUGGUCUUUAAGGUCCCCUCCAACCUCUGAGCCAUUCUAUGACUCGCUGUCCAAGCAGUUGAUUUGCUUUCCUGUAGCACAUCCCACGUGCUUUGAUGGCUGGACUCCAGAUUCUGGUGUGUCCCUUUUUAAUUUCCACUUUCUUUAAGCAUUCUACUGUUGUGUGUAGAACUUCUGAGAAAAGGAUCUUGCUAUUACUUUAUCAAGGUCUUGCUAUUACUUGAAAACAAGAGAACCAAAACACUAGUCCAUAUGAUACAGGUGGGUUUUUUUUUGCAACGUGGGAUCUUCUGCUCUACACAAAAGCAAUAAUUUUGUUCAUCAUUUGCACCCAUGGCAUCCAGCUGACCUGGAGUUAGCUGUGGGUUUUUUUGGCUUUCAUUGGCUGCUGCAAAUAGGGAACCAAAUAAUUGCUGUCCUAUGUGUAGGUAGUGUCACACACACACAUUAAGUACACAAUGCGUUAUCAAAGUCUAUUCUUGAGCCUUUCCUGAAUAAAAAGAGAGCAUAGGAAUUCUCUGAGAUGAAAAACCAUUUAGAGCAAGGGGCAUGGAUGAAGUUUGAGGCAAGAAAAUCAAUGUGGACCCAAAUUGGGCAGAGCAGCUGCUUCUGUGCAGGAUAUGCAGCCCUCAUUCUGCAUGCAGUGCUUGGCUCCAUGCAGCCAGCAGUGCCUGUGGGAGGCAGAGAGCAAAACCCUGAGUUCAUUUCUCAGGUGUUGGUUGUGAUCCUGCACUCAGAAGCAUCAGGUUGCCUGCAGCCAGAGCUGCUUUCUCCUUCAGCCUCGUGAGAUAUUUAAUUAAACAAAACACAUCCCACUUUGCCAUAGGAGAAAAGCCCGGCGGCAGCUGGGAGGAUGCACUGCUGUACCUUAAUGAGUUCCCUGAGCUUCGGGUCUCCCUUUGUAGGAACAUCAGAGCUGUGUGCUGCUUUCAAGUGGCUGCUGCCCGCAGUGCCCCUGCUGCCCUCCCUGCACAGACAUCCAGAUCCAUACCCACCCAUCAGUAGCCUUCAAGUUCUGUGCUGUAAUUCCUGCCCCCUGGGAGCAGCAGCAGCCCUUUGGGAAGCACAUUUACUCCUCUUUUUAAACACUCAUAGCAGAUUUGUUUUUUCCCCUCGGUGAGUGUAAUCCUAGAGAUGGAUGGGCAGAUGGAUUCAGGCCCACGCGUGGCUUUUGAUUCAAAAGCAAGGCUUUGUACACACUGCUUUAACACGUUCCUUUGCUUUUACAUUGAUGUACAUUGUAUUAUCCCCCCUCCUUAUAGCUCUAGAGAGAGGCUAUGAUGAAGUUUAUUAGGAAAUGCACUGAGUACUGUUUCUUCUAAAAUAUACUAUGGGAAGGGGUAUGCAGAAGAAUGUAUUUUUGCUAGCAGCAGAUCUUUCAGGUGGGAAUUAAGCACAAAGAUGGCAGUGGCUCCAUUUAACUCAAUGAGGAGCUUCAAGGUAGAAUGUCCACGUAGACUCUGUGUGAAAGCAGCUAAAUAUCACUCCUAGAACUCACACCUGUUACAAGCAAGAGUUAUCACUGGAGAAUGGAGUAUAAUGAAGUGCAAAGACGUGUACUCUUGUAUUAAUCCAUUAACACUUGUACAUUUGUAAAGCCAAACGUACCGAGCUGAAGUCUUUAAUCAUUUUUAUAGCUGACGGCAUUAAACGUGUUAAACAUUCGUAUGAUCAAUAAAGGAUUUUAUUUUUAA